Microplitis demolitor is the source of this 1318-nucleotide messenger RNA. Its product is annotated as putative gustatory receptor 28b. The record is from RefSeq and is a predicted model, not a curated record. Lineage: Eukaryota; Metazoa; Arthropoda; Insecta; Hymenoptera; Braconidae. The transcript has 7 exons. The coding region runs from base 619 to 1296 and encodes 225 amino acids. Gene Ontology annotation, cellular component: axon; dendrite; membrane. Gene Ontology annotation, biological process: sensory perception of taste.
ACUUUGUUAAAUAUUUUUAAAACACCAAUGCCGUUAAAUAUCCAGUCCAAAUAAUGGCUUCAGAUAAAACACGUUGAGUUUUUUUUAAGGAACAAGUCUGCUCUUGAUGGAUAACUGCUAGCGACACCAUUCACUUAUGGGUCUUGCUCCAGAUAAUGGGACAGAUUUGAAUUGCAAGUCUUAUGCUAGGCUUACACAAGAAUUUUGGUGGUUAUUAUUCAAUUCUAGGAAAAAGUGGGCGCCAGAAAUUCGAAUCUACCUUGCGCAUGGCUUGCUUAAGAUCUGCGCAAGUUAAAACUAGUGGGGGAAAGAAUAGUCUUGCGCAGAUCUUGAGCAAGCCAUGUGUAAGAAUCUGCUGCAAGUUUCUUGGGCAAGAAAUGCGUCAGAAAAUUUUGGCUGCACCAUAGAUCUUUACAAAGAAAAGCAGACAGUCUUUUCAAGAUUAUUGGGAUUAGUGCUAAGCUAUCUUUCAACAAUAGUUGUAAUUAUAUUAUUAAUUAUAUUCUCUGUACAACAACAAAAACUGAUCAAAAUGACAAAUCAGUUUUUUGAUGUCAAUUACACCUUGAAACGAUUACAAGACAUGGAUACAUCAGAUACUGACACAAUCAAGAUAACAUGGAUAUUUUAUGCAUUUUGUUGAGCUUUUACGCUAGCGAAUAUGCUAUUGUCUUGGCAAUGAUCGAAAAAAAGUUCAAAAGCAUCAACAACAAAUUUUUGAAAUUGAAACAUUCUAUAAAUGUACAUCUACAAAGUGGCAGUCUCAGAAAAUGUAGUGUACGUAAGAUGUGUAUUGUUGAAGUAAUUGCUUUGAAACGCUGUCAUGCAAAACUGUAUGACUUGUGUUCAAAAAUUUCAAAUUUCUACUCUUUUGGAAUGCUCUUCAUUAUACCGCACUGUGUUACAUGCAUAAUUAUAUACAUUUAUGACUUAUUAAUACCUUUCAUCAAAUAUUAUAUGUUUUCAAAUUUGAUUCUACGACGAGCGAGUCAGUAUGCGUGGAUGUUGAUGAUAUUGUUCCCAAUAUUGAUUGUUGCUAUGAUCGCAACCAAAAUCAAAAAACAGAUAAAAAAAACUGGUAUUGUCAUUCAAGAAAUUUUGCACGAAUGUUUAAUGAGUCCUGAAAUAAGAAAUGAAUUUAAAAUUUUUUCACUCGAAUUGCUGCAUCAAAAUUUUGAAUUUACUGCUUAUGAUAUUAUCCCAGUUGAUUGUUCGAUCUUACGAACGAUUUUUGGUGCAAUAGCAACUUAUUUGAUUAUAUUUAUUCAAUUUCAAGCUGAUGACUCAAAAAAUUAAAUUCCGAAAUAAAAAAAGCUGA